Messenger RNA from Phytophthora infestans T30-4, 453 nucleotides. RefSeq names its product arabinan endo-1,5-alpha-L-arabinosidase A precursor. Gene Ontology annotation, molecular function: hydrolase activity, hydrolyzing O-glycosyl compounds. Bases 1 to 453 code for a protein of 150 amino acids. The transcript has 3 exons. Gene Ontology annotation, biological process: carbohydrate metabolic process. The record is from RefSeq and is a predicted model, not a curated record. NCBI's taxonomy places the organism in Eukaryota, Oomycota, Peronosporomycetes, Peronosporales, Peronosporaceae.
AUGAUCUCUGGUGUCGGCAUCACUAGCGACUCGUCAAAGAAGUACAACGCCAUUGACCCGAACCUGGUCCAAGUUGGCAGCCAGUACUAUCUCAACUUCGGCAGCUACUGGCAGGGCCUCUACCAGGCAAAGAUGAAGCCCAACCCAACGAAAAAUACCGGCGAGGUCGCGAACCAAGUGGCGUUCACGUCCAACUACGAGGUGUUGGAGGCUGCAUUCCAGUUCGCCUAUAAGAGCUACUACUACAUAUUCUUCUCCAAGGGAUCAUGCUGUGGCUACGACAAGACUCGUCCCGCAAAGGGCAAGGAGUACCGUAUCCUCGCGUGUCGUUCAAAGAGUCCAACUGGAGGCUUUGUCGACAAGAACGUGGAUACCCGUGUCGGCUACGCAGACGGCGACAAGCGCUUUGGCUGGAACAAGAUCGACUUCUCCAGCGGCUGGCCCAAGGUGUAA